UUUCCUGUUUAGCUUGACAGGUUUAGCGGCAGAUGUCCCGGUAUCAGGCACCGUGUGGAGAUACUGGAGUGGAGCACCUGAGAACGAGCGGCCGACUGUAGCACACUCGCUAGGCUUUAGGUUGGAGGUGGAAGACUGUAAGAAAGACGGAGGACACACACUCCUAAACAACAUUUGAGAUGGCAUUAGCCAGAGAUCCAGAGGUGGUCCAGGAGCAGAGAGACGCAGCCGACCAGAACUUCGACUACAUGUUCAAGCUGCUGAUCAUCGGCAACAGCAGCGUGGGAAAGACCUCAUUCCUGUUCCGCUUUGCAGACGACUCCUUCACCCCGGCGUUUGUCAGCACCGUGGGCAUCGACUUUAAAGUCAAGACCAUCUACAGGAAUGACAAAAGGGUCAAACUACAGAUCUGGGACACAGCGGGACAGGAGCGCUACCGGACCAUCACCACAGCUUACUAUAGAGGAGCCAUGGGAUUCCUGCUCAUGUAUGAUAUCACAAGCCAGGACUCGUUUUGUGCUGUUCAGGACUGGGCAACCCAAAUCAAGACUUAUUCCUGGGACAACGCUCAGGUAGUGCUGGUAGGCAAUAAGCUGGACUUGGAGGAGGAUAGACAAGUUCCAACAGAGGAUGCCCAAAGAGUGGCCAUGGAGCUUGGAUUCCAGUUCUUUGAGGCCAGCGCCAAAGAUAACAUCAACGUGAAGCAGGUCUUUGACAGGCUGGUGGACGUCAUCUGUGAGAAGAUGAACAAGACCGUCAACAGUGAUGCCAGCCCACCUGCCGGUCAGGGGGACAACCUGAAGGAAAAGGCCCUCCCUAUUCAGGGUGGCUGUGCAUGCUGACAGAAAAAAAUUAUCAAAAAGCCUUCAUGUCACACAACAAAACAGAUUACCUAAGUUGCCAAAAAUCUACCAUGUUUCUGGAACCCAUUGCUUAGCUCCCUUUCCAUCUUCUUUCCGUGAUCUUUUCUCAACUCAGCGGCGAUUCAGUCACUUUCCCAUAAUUUCAGUGACUGUUACACUAAGAAGCCAAAGAGUUGCAGCUGUGCCUUUUUCCUGUUUACACAUUGCAGUGUUUGAGCAGCACUUGUUGCAGGUGAGGAAGCGAAUGUAAGGCAUGAACCAAAGCAGCAUCACAGAUUCACAUAUCAGUGUCAGGCUGCCCCCUUGUGGCUGUUACAUGAAACUGCAUCAAGAACUUCUAAUAAGUUCUAACAUACGUGAACAUUCAGGCCACAGUGUUCAUGUAUGAGGCUGCUGUGUCACUCCAAGUGUGUGUCCAUGACACACACGUGAUUUGUAUUUUUAGAUGGAAAUUCUCAUUUGAUUUAUUUUGUAUAUUUCAUGAUGUUAAUGUUAAUAUUUAAUCGAGUUUCAGACAUAAAUAUCUGUACGUCAUUUUCUCAGUCUUCAUUUGCAUGAAUUCAGCGAUAGGUAAAGUUUAUGAUAAAACUUCUUAGUUUCCAUGUUGUGUCCACAUCACUAAAACAAUAAAUCAGCCAAGUCGUACUGUAAGUUUUAUCGUUUUUCUUUCAUGUAUUGGAAAAUAAAAUAUUAAUUGGCUA
Molecule: messenger RNA, 1564 nt
Organism: Melanotaenia boesemani (Boeseman's rainbowfish)
Lineage: Eukaryota; Metazoa; Chordata; Actinopteri; Atheriniformes; Melanotaeniidae
Gene: rab3da
Product: RAB3D, member RAS oncogene family, a
Exons: 5
Coding region: 180-842 (220 amino acids)
Biological process (GO): protein localization to plasma membrane; regulation of exocytosis; protein secretion
Cellular component (GO): synaptic vesicle; plasma membrane; endosome
Molecular function (GO): GTPase activity; GTP binding
Source: RefSeq, a predicted model, not a curated record